CUUUAAAGAAUAACAUUCCUCUUACAAGUUUUCAUGACGACCAUCAUGUCCGGAUUACAUCUGCUUUUGCGUUUUAUCUCACUCUUUGUCAUCUUUACUUCAAGCUUCACUCUUGUUGUUGGACUUUCCGGUUGCCAUCCCGACCAGAUUCAAGCACUUAAGCAGUUCAAGAACGAGUUUGAUUCCAGAAACUGCAACCAAACUGAUUACCUUAAUGGAGUUCAGUGCGACAACGCCACUGGUGCCGUCACCGAGCUACAACUCCCAAGUGGCUGCCUCACUGGAGUUCUCAAGCCAAACAGUAGCCUCUUCCAUUUGCGUCAUCUUCGUCACCUAAAUCUCUCUCACAACAACUUCACUUCCUCUUCACUCCCUUCCGAGUUCAGCAACCUCAGCAGAUUAGAGGUUUUGUCUCUUUCCUCUAAUAGCUUCAUAGGUCAGGUUCCUUCCUUAUUUAGCAAGCUAACAUGGCUAAACCAGUUGGAUCUCUCACAUAACCAGCUCACUGGUAGUUUCCAACUUGUCCAGAACCUCACCAAGCUUUCUAUUUUAGACCUUUCUUAUAAUCACUUCUCUGGAGCCAUUCCUUCUUCUCUUCUCGCUCUGCCUUUCUUGACACGUCUUGAUCUCAGUGAAAACUAUCUCACUGGCUCCAUCGAAGUUCUUAACUCUUCUUCUUCACUAAGGCACUUGUCACUUUCCCAUAACCAUUUCGAAGGGCAAAUACUAGAGCCUAUCUCAAAUCUUAUAACCCUCAAGUUUCUUGACAUUUCUUUCCUAAACAUAAGCUACCCAAUUGACAUUAAAAUCUUCUCCUCUCUCAAAUCUUUGUUGAAACUUGUUCUUUCCGGUAAUAGUAUAUCAUCAACUAGUUUAGGUUCAGAUUCAGAUGUCCCACUGAGCCUAGAGAAGUUAGGUUUGUCUGGCUGCAACAUCAGAGAGUUUCCAAACUUCUUAAAGAGCCUUCACAACUUAGAGUAUAUAGACAUUUCCAACAAUAAAAUCUUAGGGAAAGUUCCAGAGUGGUUGUGGAGCCUUCCUCGUUUGAGCACAGUAACUCUUCUUAAUAACUCUUUCACAGGUUUUGAAGGUUCAACCGAAGUUUUAGUGAAUUCAUCUGUUAGGAUUUUGGAUUUGGCCUUAAACCAUUUUAAAGGACCAUUUCCUAAUCCACCAAACUCUCUCACUGUCUUAUCUGCAUGGAACAAUAGUUUCACAGGGAGCAUACCUCUUGAAAUCUGCAACCAAAGCAAGCUUGCUCUUCUUGAUCUCUCUUACAACAACUUCUCCGGUUCAAUUCCUCGAUGCCUGAGUAAUCUACAAAACUCUCUCAUUGUUGUGAAUCUCCGGAAGAACAACUUGGAAGGAAGUCUUCCAGACAAUUGCCAUGAUGGUGCCUUGCUUCGGACACUUGAUGUUGGUUUCAAUAAACUAACAGGGAAGCUUCCGAGGUCUCUUCUGAAUUGCUCUUCUCUAAAGUUUCUAAGCGUUGACAACAACAACAUCAAAGACACGUUUCCUUUCUGGCUCAAGGGUUUGCCUAAUUUGCAAGCCUUUACUCUCCGCUCAAACAGAUUCUACGGUCCUAUAUCCCCUCCUGGUCAAGGUCCUCUAGAGUUUCCGGAGCUACGCAUACUUGAAAUAGCAGAUAACAAAUUUACAGGAAGCUUGCCCCAAGAUUACUUUGUGAACUGGAAAGUUAUGACUGAAGAUGGGAGUUUGUAUAUGGGAGACUACAACGAAAUUCCUGGCUAUAUCUAUGAAGAUACCAUAGAUCUUCAAUACAAAGGUCUAUUCAUGGAGCAAGGGAAGGUUCUUACCUCAUAUGCCACCAUUGACUUUUCUGGAAACAGACUUGAAGGACAGAUUCCUGAAUCUAUAGGCCUCUUGAAGACAUUGAUUGCACUUAACUUAUCAAACAACGCUUUCACGGGACAUAUUCCUCUGUCUUUGGAAAAUGUUACGGAGCUUGAGUCACUAGACCUGUCAAGAAACCAACUAUCAGGGACUAUUCCUCGGGGACUCGGGAGCCUUUCCUUUUUGGCGUACAUAAGUGUGGCUCAUAACCAACUCAAAGGUGUAAUACCACAAGCAACACAAAUUACUGGGCAGCCUAAAUCUUCCUUCGAAGGGAAUGUGGGUCUUUGUGGUCUUCCUUUAGAGCAAAGUUGCUUUGCGCCACCAACACGACAACCAAAGGAAGAAGACGAAGAAGAAGAUGAAGGAUUAUUAAACUGGAAAGCUUUGGUCAUAGGGUAUGGACCUGGAUUAUUGUUUGGAUUGUUAUUAGCUCACGUUAUUGCUUCAUAUAGGCCAAAGUGGUUCGUCAAGAUAGUUGGUCCGGAUAAGCACAUGGAAACAGAUCCAGUUACAUUGUUUAUGUCUAUGGAUUCAAGAUGGGACAGUUUUAAUAAUAAGAAGAGUGUAGAAAGUACUAUGUAAGAAGUGGUCUUACUAGUUUAUGUAGCCUUUGUUCUCUUUAAAGGAACCUCUCUUUUGGCUGAUGGUGGUCUGAAAGGUUUAUGAUAUACUGCUUUGGUUAUUA
Molecule: messenger RNA, 2545 nt
Organism: Brassica rapa (field mustard)
Lineage: Eukaryota; Viridiplantae; Streptophyta; Magnoliopsida; Brassicales; Brassicaceae
Product: receptor like protein 27
Molecular function (GO): protein binding
Source: RefSeq, a predicted model, not a curated record